AUGGAAGUACACCAGCCGAUUCUUCAUAUCGAGGCUCGUGUCAAGACCAACAACGACGGCAUCAUCGUCCGCACUGAUCUAAUCCGCGAUGAGCUCACAAAUUGGAUUGCCGACAAGUUCGUGGUCCUCUCUCUGGGACAAAAGAUUGUCUCCUUCGGCAAUAACGCACACGCACAUGCUCUAGAUUCUAUGCUCGUCUGCGAUUGCAGCGGGGACACCGCCCAGUCCGGAACAUACCAGCUGCACCAAGUGAAACUAGAUGUCCAGGCAUACCAGCUUCACACACAACCAGAGCCCGAAGAUCCACAGACACUUGAUGGCUCUACCGGAAUUGGCGUGGAAUUGACGAGGGCAAGAAUCAUGGCACUACCUAACAUGGAUCUGAAUGGGCUCUGGGAAUCCUUGCACUUUGAUCAACCUAUCCAGUCUACACUCCUGACAGCCAUAAGCAGAAUGCUCUCAUUCUCUGUCUGCAAGCUCGACAGAUGGACUAUUACCUGGAACAAGCUGGUCCUCCUAUGGGGGCCACCUGGGACCGGGAAGACAAGCCUGUGUCGCGGUCUGGCUCAGAAGCUUGCAAUACGCCUAGGGAAAGACUACCCCCAAAGUAAACUAUUCGAGAUCAAUGCGCAUGCGCUGGGAAGUAAGUUCUUCAGCGAAGGGGCGAAGUUAGUGGAUCAGAUGUUCGAGCGCAUAGAUGUGCUGCUCGAAGAAGAGGAUGAAACGCUCGUCUGCGUGUUCAUCGAUGAAAUCGAAACACUAGCUGCCCGGAGAGAUCGAGCGCUGAGUAACAACGAACCGUUUGAUGCCAUUCGAGCGGUGAACGCCCUGUUGACAGGUCUCGACAAAGUCAAGGCUCAUUCGAACGUGGUUGUAGUCUGUACGAGCAACUUGUUGACCGCAUUGGACCAAGCCUUUCUCGAUCGAGUUGACAUCAAGCAAUAUGUACCUAAUUUAUCCAGCCGGUCGAUAUAUCGCAUCUACAAAGACUGUCUGGAGGAGAUGAGUCGCAAUCAGAUCAUCGAUGGUACCGCCUUUGAUGUGAAACUGAUCGACCCGAAUGAUCCUCACACGACGCUGUCGUACGUUGAAAAACCAGCCAAACAGCUCUCAUUACCAACGUACGAUGAGACGGUUAUCAACUACAUAAUGUUUUCAGAGGCCGUACCCACGCUGCUGGCUGAGGCAGUGUCGGAGAGUCUGGGACUGAGCGGCCGGACCAUUCGUCGGUUACCCAUCUUGUCGCUGGUGAUGUAUGGAGGAGCUGGAAGAGGGAGCGAUAUUCGGAGGGCGAUUCAGGCGCUGCGGAACGGCAUCGCGGCGGAAUGGCAGACGAGCCAAUUAGAGCAGGCCGAUUGCAACCAAGUCAGUGAGGCGAACGGGGCCUGGGCAAGGGUGCAAGAGCCAUUGAAGGUGGUGAGCCAGGCAAUGGAGAUGCAGGAGGGCAGAUGAACGAGUUCGAAAAGUUUGAGAUAGG
This is a messenger RNA of Aspergillus homomorphus CBS 101889, 1477 nucleotides long. Its product is annotated as putative pachytene checkpoint component Pch2. Gene Ontology annotation, molecular function: ATP binding; ATP hydrolysis activity. Gene Ontology annotation, biological process: meiotic recombination checkpoint signaling; reciprocal meiotic recombination. Gene Ontology annotation, cellular component: nucleus; chromosome. The transcript has 8 exons. Bases 1 to 1452 code for a protein of 483 amino acids. The record is from RefSeq and is a predicted model, not a curated record. Lineage: Eukaryota; Fungi; Ascomycota; Eurotiomycetes; Eurotiales; Aspergillaceae.